Messenger RNA from Chrysoperla carnea, 1476 nucleotides. RefSeq names its product delta-1-pyrroline-5-carboxylate dehydrogenase, mitochondrial-like. The transcript is spliced from 3 exons. Lineage: Eukaryota; Metazoa; Arthropoda; Insecta; Neuroptera; Chrysopidae. Bases 1 to 1476 code for a protein of 491 amino acids. The record is from RefSeq and is a predicted model, not a curated record. Gene Ontology annotation, cellular component: mitochondrial matrix. Gene Ontology annotation, molecular function: L-glutamate gamma-semialdehyde dehydrogenase (NAD+) activity.
AUGAACGAGUCAGUGGUACAACCUGAUUAUCCUGAACAAUUGCUGAAUAAGCUUUCAUUACCUUGUAAUGAAUCUGCACAAAGAUAUCCUGAAAAAUCAAUAGAACAUAAAAAGUUACAGGAAGCAAUACAUGCAGUAAUGGAACAAUGUGAUAAAGAUAUUCCAAUUAUGAUUGGAUGUAAAGAGCAUCGGACAGAGGCCAUACAAACCCAGCAAAUUCCAUUUAAUCACGAGCGAAGUAUUACCAAAUAUUAUCAUGCUGAUGAACAUUUAAUUCAAAAAGCAAUAGAUGAAGCGAUAAAAGCUCAAAUAGAAUGGGACCGAAUUCCAUUUAUUGACCGAUGCAGAAUUUGGGAAACUGCUGCAAAAUUAAUGGGUGAUAAAUAUCGAUAUUUACUAAAUGCUGCUACUAUUUUGGGCCAAGCAAAAACAUCAUAUGAAUCAGAAAUUGAUGCAGCCUAUUCAAAUAAAUAUCAACCAACUAGUGAGGUUCCAAUUUUAAAUACAUGGAAAAAUCGUGGAUUUAAUGGUUUUUGGGCAGCCAUAACUCCAUUUAAUUUUACAUCAAUUGCUGGUAAUGUCGCAUACGCACCUACUUUAGCUGGUAAUGCUGUAGUUUGGAAACCAUCGGAUAAUGCAAUUUUAUCAAAUUGGUAUGUGUACAAUAUAUGUCGUGAAGCAGGCGUACCACCUGGAGUUGUUAAUUUUGUGCCUGCUGAUCCAGAAACAUUUGCAAAUGUAGUCACACGUAGUCCAGAAUUAGUGGGCAUCAAUUUUGUCGGUUCAUCAGAAGCAUUUAAAUCACUAUGGAAAAAAGUUGGUGCAAAUACAGAUUGUUACAAGAAUUUCCCUCGUAUGGUUGGUGAAACUGGCGGAAAAAAUUAUCAUUUUGUUUGUGAAGAUGCAGAUGCGGAUCAAGUUGCGCAUGAUACAAUUGCAGCUGCAUUUAGUUAUUCUGGACAGAAAUGUUCAGCUUGCUCACGUUUGUACGUUCCUUCUUCAUUUUGGUGUGUAUUAAAAGAGAAAUUGUGUGAAAUACAAAAAAGAUUAGUUGUUGGUGCUGCGGAUUGUCAUCAUACAUCGUUAUCCGCGGUGAUAAAUGGAAGUGCUUUCGAUCGGAUUGAGUCUUACAUAAAGUAUGCACAUGAACAACCACAUUUAAAAAUUGUGUGUGGUGGAAAAUGUGAUAAAUCUCAUGGAUAUUACAUAACACCAACAAUUAUUGAAACAACCGAUCCAAAUGACAGAUUAAUGGUGGAUGAAAUAUUUGGACCAGUAUUAACUGUAUACCAAUAUGAAGAGAAGGAUUUUCAAACUAUAAUUGAAAACAUUAAAUGGGCAGUUGUUGGCCACCAACCAUUUGGUGGCAGUAAAAUGUCAGGAACCAAUGAUAAAGCAGGUGGACCAUAUUAUCCGCUAAGAUUUGUCAAUCCUUUGGUUAUUAAAGAAAAUCUUGCACCACCUAAAAAAGUUUAA